AUGGUUUGGAAAAGCAAAUCACCUCGGAUUGAGGCCAAACCCUCAACUUUCAGGUACAACAUCUUAUCUAUUAUCUACCACUUAACACCUAAGCCACCAGGCACGCGAUCCUUCCUUCUACCUCUCCUAAUCCUCCUCGUUGUCGUGGGCGGCGCCGGUUUCGUUGGUUAUCAGAUCUACCUUAGCGUCGCCAAGAUUCGGGAAAGCACCGAGAAGCGCAUGGCCAAGAAGAACGUAGUCUUUACCAAAGACGGGCUCAAAGUUGGCGUCAAGCAUGUCGAGCAGGAGAGUUACGUCGACGCGACACAGAGCUGGGUCGUGAAAGCCUGGAAUAUGAGUACGCCCAAUCCAUCAGCAGUUAAGAGAAAAUAA
Annulohypoxylon truncatum is the source of this 372-nucleotide messenger RNA. RefSeq lists its product as uncharacterized. The record is from RefSeq and is a predicted model, not a curated record. NCBI's taxonomy places the organism in Eukaryota, Fungi, Ascomycota, Sordariomycetes, Xylariales, Hypoxylaceae. The coding region runs from base 1 to 372 and encodes 123 amino acids. The transcript has 2 exons.